Molecule: messenger RNA, 357 nt
Organism: Drosophila santomea
Lineage: Eukaryota; Metazoa; Arthropoda; Insecta; Diptera; Drosophilidae
Gene: Cpr47Ed
Product: larval cuticle protein 1
Exons: 2
Coding region: 1-357 (118 amino acids)
Cellular component (GO): chitin-based extracellular matrix
Molecular function (GO): structural constituent of chitin-based larval cuticle
Source: RefSeq, a predicted model, not a curated record
AUGUUCGCAUUGCUGUUGAUCUUGACUGGCUGCCAGCUGCUGUGGAGUUCGCCCGCUGAGAGUACUUCCAUUAACGAACCGGUGCCAAUCCUCAAAUCGGUGGCCGAACAACUCACCUCGGGUUCCUACCUAUUUUCGUACGAGACCGCAGAUGGCACCUACCGCGAGGAGCUGGGCAUAGUGAGCCGGAGCUCCGAUUCGAAGAGCUCCGAUGACGAACUCGAGGUGUCCGGUAUUUAUCGCUAUAUCGACGACUGGGGCCAGGAGGUGGAGGUGCGCUACACGGCGGACAAGAGUGGCUUUCUGCCUCAUGUUCGGUAUAUAUCCAAGGGGAAGCCUAUAAACCAUUUCGCAUAG